Cercospora beticola is the source of this 3361-nucleotide messenger RNA. RefSeq lists its product as uncharacterized. The record is from RefSeq and is a predicted model, not a curated record. NCBI's taxonomy places the organism in Eukaryota, Fungi, Ascomycota, Dothideomycetes, Mycosphaerellales, Mycosphaerellaceae. Gene Ontology annotation, molecular function: lipid binding.
GUCGUCAUAGCUCGUCGACAAAGUGAAGCACAGACCGUAGCACCUUCUUUACAACUGCCUUCCCGCAACCGCAAACAAACGGCUUUCCCUCCUCCCUCUUUGCCCUUUUCUCCCAAACAUUCCACACUGUUUGACUCUUCUCAUCAGCGCGCGCAGCUUAAUACCCCAGAGAUACCCCCAGUUGCGCAUCGUAUUUCGCAUCGCUUCCCGACAGGAUAACGCCUUGCUGCGGAUAGUGUCCGUGUUGCAGACCAGCACGCGCCGCGACCGACAGAACUACUGCUGCGAACCAGUCAGCCAGCCAGACGCACGACGAAGCUGUCCGUCUUCGUGACCUCGACCCCGAGCAGCACUCCGUAAUAUCACUCGCCCCCCAGAACACACGAACAGACGCCACAAUGGCUUCCUCAAAAGCGGUCAACGUGCCGACCGACAACAAGAUCAAGGAGAAGGACAUCAACGCCAAGCUCCAGCUCUAUGGCAUCUACUCAGCAUUUGCCAAGGGCAAGGUCCCUUCCAACAAGCAGAUCGACGUGGCAAUGAACACCGCGCUCGCUUGGAAGGGCAUGUCACAACCCAACACAAAGCUCUCGGCCGAUGGCCAGAAGCUCGUUUCCGACCUGCGCAACGUCAUUGAAAAGGCCAAGGUCCUGAUGUUGACCAAGAACGAGGGCAACCUCCUGCAAGACUUCAUCUGGCAAACACAGGCCAUCGGUGCCGGUGAUGCCAAGGCUCCUGGCGCUCCCAUUGACAAGGCCACUGCAGAGCAGCACGGCCAGCAAGCUUUGGAGGGUCUGCGCACACUCGGACAGCUCAUCAUCACCAACGGCCAGUUCCGUAAACUCUUGAGCGACUCUGUUGUCUUGCUUCGUGACAUUGCCGGCGACGCCGCACAAAACGCCGCGGCUGUAGUCAACCCAGACGAGGAGCGUCUUGCGCAGAUCGACAAGCCCGCCGAGGACAACACUUGGCAUGAGGCUCCAGAUCUCUCCAAGGAGAACAUCCGCAACCAAAUCAAGUCCAACGUUCCAAUUGGCAAGCAGGAAGCGAAGGAACAUGCUAAGGAGGUCGCUGGUGAUGCCACCCAGGCUGCUCACCCGAGCGGUUCCCGUGAUCCAGCCGACGCUGCAGAGCUUGCUCGCCGCGAGCAGCAGACUGGCGGAUCAACUGGCCUUGACGUGCAGCAAGGUGCGCAAGCCGCAAAGGAUCGCGCCAAGCAGAAGACAUGGGACCAGAUGGACGAGAACGACAAGCAGAAGGUUCGCGAAUACCGACAGCAGACUAAGGAAUACUUCCAGAAGAAGGUUCCAAAGGAGCGUCGCGAGCAGACCAUCUACCGCCUGAAGAAGAUGAUCGUCGAGAUCCAAGGACACCAAGACUACCAACAGGCCAUUGACACUCUUCUCCGUCUGGCCGAGGAAUACACUGGCCACACCAAGGAUGUGGCGGCUCAAUCCACUGGAGCCGUGAAAGGUGCCCACAGCCAGGACUCCCUUACCAUCGCGGAAGCUGACCUCAGGACUCUCCUUGAGCGUUUCGCGAACAGCACUUCGUUCGAUGACCUCUUCGAAUCGGUCAACCAGAUCUACAAGGAUGCCGACCGCGACCCAGAACUCAAGAACUUCUUCCGAGGCCUCAACCGCUUCAUCCGCCGAUGCCUCCAAGAGCAGGGCUACGUCCUGCAGGACGAGUCCAACGAGGAAUGGAACAAGCUCUACGACCAGGGCAACUUCCUCCUCCGCAACCGUUACCGCAACCACACCGAUCGUAUCGUCGACGAGGUUAAGUUCCUUGCCAGCCAGUUCGAGGAGGACACUUUGAACAAGGAGUUCGGCGAUGCAAUGGACAAGCUGUUCAAGGAUCUCGGCAACGAUUCUGACGGAAAGCCGGAGUUCAAGCCACACUUGGUCAAGGAUCUUACGGAAGUGCUGAUUCCUGCCUUCUUCGAGAACGUCCGCUACGUCCCAAUUCCACGCAUCGAGGUCUCUGACCCACAGAUCGAUGCCAUUGUUGAGAACCUCGUCCUCGAGGGCGACAACCUCGCACCAAACAUGUUUGAAUUCGGCUCUGACAACUACUGGCGUUGGGGACGCAAGGGCUUCCAAUCUAAGAACAAGAACAAGGUCAUGCUUGCAGCCUCUGGUAUCCAGAUGGAUCUGCGCGACGUUGCGUACUACGUCAAGAAGAAGCAAGGCUUCCCAAGCAUCACCGACAAGGGUGUGUUGGACAUUUUCCUUGGUGGCACCGGUCUCAGCUUCAAGGUCGCCAUGGAGACUGCCGACAAGAAGGAUCGUUCUCACUUCUUCAAGAUCAACACCAUCAAUGUUGAUGUGAAGAAUGUGAACAUCAAGGUCAAGCAGUCGAACCACAAGCUGCUGUUCAGCCUCUUCAAGCCAGUCCUCCUCAAGGUCUUGCGUCCUGUCAUCCAGAAGGUCGUUGAGAAGCAAGUCCGCGACAGUGUGCAGCAGCUCGAUGGCCUCCUCUGGGAGGUCAAGCAAGAAGUCGACCGCGCCGUCGAGGAGGCCAAGAACAACCCAGACCCAGAGAACCUCCAGAACAUCUACCAGAGGUACUUCAACGCCUUCCAGAAGCAGAUGCAGAAGGGUCAACAGAAGAAGGAGGCUGCCAAGGAGAAGGCCAAGGAGACCAGCGUCAACGUGGCCGUCACCCAGAACGACUCCAUCUUCAAGAACAUCUCGCUGCCAGGCGGUAUCUCCACCAAGGCCACGGAAUACCAGGAGCUUGCCGCCAAGGGUGACAAGUGGGAGAGCCCGAUCUUCAGCAUCGGAUCUGCCAGCGAGACCAAGAGUCUGCCAGCCGCUCCCAAGGUCGUUCGCAAGCCUCACCAGGUCACCCAGGGGGGUCUGAGAGACACUCCUGCAGGCGGAGCCGCUGGUGGUGCUGCUCCAGGCACUGUCCGCUCUGCCGCAGACCUGUCCGUGGCUCAGAACACCCCACACGGUACUGCCAACGGUCAGCCGGGUCUGUCCUUCAGCAACCAGGUCGAUGGUGCCUUCCAGCCAACUCGCCAGAUCUAAACGACGUCUACGAUGCUCAUGCCCACGGUGCUCAAAUCUGGUCGCGUCUGUCGACCUGAUUGCCGAUUGAUCACGAUACCCCAAUUUCGAGAAUUGUCACGACUGCCGUUUGGCGUUGGCGAUAGCGGGAUGAUACCCAAUUCGUUUUACAUGUUCUGGAGUGUUACGGAACAAAUGAUACCACUGCUGCGUUUGAAGAAAUGAGAAAAGUCUACACACAGAUCCCCCAGUUAGUAAUAGCACUCGAUUGUCCUGGCAAGAUGCUUGGCUGUCGCUCUUUUUUAGUUUUGCAAUGUCAUCAUACAGAAAGUUGUCGUCUCAGC